GUUGCCAUGGCUACUGGUCAAGUUUUGUUUCAAAGGUUUUAUUACUCCAAAUCAUUUGUUCGACACAUGAUGGAGGUUGUUGCAAUGGCAUGUAUUACUCUGGCUUCUAAAAUUGAAGAAGCACCUCGUAGAAUAAGAGAUGUUGUAAAUGUUUUUCAUCAUAUUAAACAAGUGAAAUCUGGAAAAACGAUUCAGCCACUUAUAUUGGAUCAAAAUUAUAUUAACUUGAAAAAUCAAGUGAUAAAAGCUGAAAGAAGAAUUUUAAAAGAACUUGGAUUUUGUGUUCAUGUGAAACAUCCACAUAAGAUUAUUGUAACCCUCUUGGAAGUUCUGAAGGUAAAGAAUAAAAAGUUAAUGCAGACUGCUUGGAAUUAUAUGAAUGACAGCCUCCGGACAGAAGUCUUCGUUCGACAUGAUCCUGAGACGAUAGCUUGUAGCUGUAUAUAUCUCAGUGCCAGGCUUCUACAGUUCCCACUCCCAAAUAAGCCUGCUUGGUUUUUGGUGUUUAAUGUAAGUGAGCAAGAUAUCAUCCAGAUAAGUCGUACGAUUUUAUCGGUGUACACACGAAAAAAACCUGAUCCGGAGAAACUGGAAAAAAUUGUUGAAGAACUUCGAAAAACACAUCAAGAGGCCAAAUUAAAAGCUAAAGGAAUUGCAGUCCAGAACAAAAUAGCUAGUUUAUCCCCAGCAUCACAAACUUGUUCUCCUACUAAUGGCACAAAAUCUCCUUUAAAUGAUAAAAAGGAAAGAAAUGGAUCCAAACACUAUGAUUCUAGCCCUAACCGUUCAACUAAAGAUAUGAACCAUCGGAAGCGUAAAAAUGAUUCUCCGUUUGAUGAUGGCUACAGUCCAGAAAUCAAGAAGAAGAACAAAACCAGUUCCUCAGGCAGUGCCUCCAGUCGUAGUCCAAGUCCAAGAAGAAAAACAAAAACUCCACCCAGAGGCUUCAAAGAGUCCCAUCGAUCCCGGUCACGAUCCAAGUCCAAGACGAGGAGUUCAAAGAAAUUAAAACACAGGAGCAGUCACAAGAGGAAACACAGUCAUAGUCCAUCACCAAUCCUUUCCCCUAGUCAUCACAGCAACAAGAAAUCAUACAAAAACAAACAUUCAGAAAAAACUCAUCAAGCAAGGUCACGAUCCAGGUCUCAUGAGCGGAAUCAUCAUUCAAACUCUCUGCACGAAAAAUCUCACAAAGUUCGCAAGGAAAGAGUAAAAGAGAAUCACCAUUCUCGUGAUAAGAAAAGGAGGUGACCGCUCCUUUAAUUAUUCAUUUGAUAGUGAUUGUAAUUAAUCUUUGCCACAUUUUGUACAUAGAUGUCAUAAAUUUGUGAGGAACUCCAAUUUGCAAAAGUGUUACCUUUUGGUUUGUCCCCCUUUCUGCCUCUCUUUUUUCAAUGAAAGUCCUCCAUUAAAAAACCCUCCUUUUAUCAAUUUUUGAAAUUAAAACUUUAGUUUUCAUAUGUUCUCUAUGGUGUUACACAGGUUCCUGGUUACUUCAGUAACAAGGUCAUUGAACCUUUUUUGAAUUCCACUAUGUUUCAAUAAUGAUAUAGAAAAAUGAGAUUAAUUUUACAAGUUUCCCUUUCGACUUUUUGUUCAACAUAGAUCAUUAUGUUAUUAAUUUAUUUUACGUAAGUAUAUCUUUUGUGUCAUACAAUAAACCCUUGGUAACUGAAAGUCCCAAUGUACUGGGAAACUUCCAGUUACGGGAAGUUCCCAAACUUCUUUCGAGUUUGGGCCCAAUGAAAACUUUAAGGUAAAGGAAUGUUCGACUUAUAAGGCUUCGAAUUGUCGAGAGUUUCUUAUAAAAUUAAACGAUUAUCAUAGAAAAUAAGUGUUUUGCUGCAUUUUUAUUUAUCCUCAAUUAUGUAUGAUUUUAUUAUGAAAUUAGACAGUUAAAACUAAAAUGUUUUUUUUUUAGUAAUAUCAAUGAAUUGUAGUUCGUGUGUUAAAGAGCAGAAUGUCUGGGCGAUUGAAUUUUAAACAAUACUUUGACUCAUGUCAAUACUUUCCUCCAAAGCAAAAGAGUGCCUCAAUAAUUUACAUUCAUUGAAUGUAUUUUGUAAAGCCUUGUUCCUUUUUAUGAUUUGAUCCUUUUUUUUUAAAUACAUAAAUAAGAAUAUCACAUCUCAAAAAAUAUGAAAUUAAUCAUAAAUUCUGUUUUAAAUUAUUUGUGUAGUGAUAAUUAUUUUGGGUUCCAUGAAGCAUUGUUGUAUCAGGGUUUUACUGUGCAUCUUAAUAUUUACUUUUGCAGAGUAAGGAUUGUGUUAUGUAACUCAUGUCAUAAAAUUACAGAAGAAAUGAUAUAUUGAGAGAGCUGUGUAUAAAAAUUUUGUUCUCGAAAGUAGUAUGGACAAUGUUUUUGAUUUGAAAAAUAGUUUGAUUUUUGCAAUGUAUAAAUUGCAUAUUAUGAGGGUUUUUUUUUUUUUUUUUUUUUGUGUGUGUGUGUGUGUUGUCAUGCGUAUGCAUAAAGUUUUAUGUUAUUUAUUACUCUUUAAUGUAAUCAAAAAGAAAAUCAACUUGCCUACACUUGACCUUUUAUACCUUUGUUGUAUCACACUCACACAAAAAAAAGGAAGAAAAUUGUAAGCUACUUUUUUUAUCCACACGAAGUUAAUGUUUGAUCUUUUUUUCCCCAGAUGUAGUGAACACAUGCAUCUUUGUAUAAACAUUUAACUUUGUUCGUUGCUGUUGUUGGGAGGAGGAAGGUUGCCGUUCCCAGAAAUAUUUAAAUUAAUACUGUAAAGUUAAUGUAAAUUCAUUUCAAUCCACCACCUCUUUUCAAAAAGCUGCUGUUUAAAUUAAAACUAUGAUAAGUAAUCAAUUUUUUUGAUCUCACAUAAACUCAUUAACUAUAACAUCCACACCAUAAAAGGGUGCCUUCACCCAAUUUUUUUCCAAUUAAACCACUGACUAGGUGAAAUGUUACUUGAAAAAUUGAAAUUUUAAUUGUGAAAUAACAAGACAGUGAAUUGAUUUUUGUGUAUUUUGCAAUGUGAUAGUUAUUUUUAAGCAUGUGUUGAAACACAGGGACCUGUCUCUUUUUUCACACUCAAUAAAAUGUUUAUUAUAAUUUUACUUGUGUAAACUUGUGUAAAUUAAAUGCUUUCUAACAGUAGGUCUUGUAAUGCCAAUAAUACUUGACUCAAGGUUAGUGAGAAUGCUUCUCCCCAGUAAGCAAAUUGAUAGCUAGGAUUCCUUUUCUCAAAACAAAAUGGAGAUGUUACUAGAUUUCUAAUUGAAUUGACCAUUUUUAGGUUAGCACGACAUAGAUGUCUUUAAGAACAGCUUUUGUACUUAAUAUGUUGUAACACACGUGUCAAAGUCCUGUCAUCCUCAUACUUUUUGCUUGCAGCAGUCCUAAGGUGUGAGAAGUAGACUGGAUUUAUUAAAAUAAAUAAAAUAGCUGAAUGGCUGCAUAUUCCAAUCAAAACUUGCUUAUGUGGAAAAAAAAAAGAUCAAAAUAAUUGAUAGCUAUAUGUGAAUGCAAGUAAAGAUAAUUUGAUAGAAAAUAAAUAAACAUUGAUUCAGUGCCUUUUUUUUUACAAUGCACUUAUGUCUUUUUUUUUUUUUUUUUUCGUUUCUUCAUAAUGAUUAUUAAAUACAAGUAAAUUAACUAAUACAAAAAAUAAUUCAUUACUUUUUUUAAAAGCUGUUCUUUCUGAGUUUUUUUUUUUUUUUUUUGAAAUUUUUGCUUUAUGUGUUUGAACAUUAUCAGUAUGGUAACAUUAUUAGCAGGGUAUUAAACAAAAUGAAGAUUACAGCAGACAUUUGAACAAAUGUAAAAAAUUAAGAAGUCAAUACCAAACCUCUUUAUCUUUUUAUUUCCAUGCUGUGUGUUAUAAACUGAAAAAAUCUACCGCCCAGCCUUUUACAAAUUCACUGUUUAGAGCAUGUUUUUCUUAAUUACACUUUUGUAUCUCUUGUUAUGUAAGUUUCAUCACACAUAAUAAACUUUUGUUUGGAAUGACAUUUUUUUUCAGCUCCAUGCCCCAUCAUAUUCAUAAAAAUAAAUGACGAAAAGUGGCACAAAUUGCUCUAAAUAUUAAAAUACAUAACAGAGGAAUUGUGAAAACUUCAUAAAAGAAAAAAAAAAUACCUUGUGUUAUAUUUAGGGUAAAAAUGAUGUUAAGAGUUAAAGUUCUGCAAUCCUUUGCAGUUAAACAUAACUAGUUAAACGUAAAAUUUAUUAGAAUGAGCGAAAAAUACUAGCAUAUUUGUGGGGCCCAAGUUGUCUGCUUUUCCUCAGUACCAGGAACUUAGCAGUUUUGAAAAAAAAAAAAUUCCAUCUCUAAUUUACCAUCAUUCUUCCUGAUCUUGUUAAAUGAGGCACGUGUGACAAUUUUAACUUUGUUGCAUGUAUCAUUUGGUUGCAUCUGCAUAGGACUGAGAUUUUGACACUCGUGUGUUAGUGUAGUUACACAUUACUUAAUAAUUUAGGUCUUUAAAAGCUUCAAGUGUUGUCUCACAAUUUAAAAAAACAAUUUUUUAAUAUUCAUUUUUCAAUCUAAAUUUUAAAAAGAAGUGACAAACUAUCCAGUCUUGCUGAGUUUGUGUUUCUGAAGCUCAAAGUAACAUUAUCUUUAAUGUUUUGACAGCUUUUUUUUUUUGAAUCAUGUAUUUUGUUUUCUUUUUGUUUGAGUAAGCUCAUGUGUUAAACAACAUAAAUUUCAACUGAUCACUUUAACAUAGCAAAUGAUCACUUUAACAUAACUUAUUUACAUAGCAAAUGUUAAAUGUUUGUAUCUAGUGUGGGUAGUAUUUGCUUUUUCAAAGAUAGUAUUAAAUUUAAAUUUUCCAAUGUGUUACGCGUUAUAUCAUCUUUCAUUUGCAAGAGAAGGAUUGCCAAAGUACAUGUCCUUUAUUUCUCCCUUUGUUGGGAAGGACUUUUAUCACCUUCUUAAUUAAAAAAUGCAAGCACUUUUUUCAAGAAUCUUGCUCAAGUUGAAUCAUUUUUUAAAAGAGGUAAUGUUUUUUGUACAUAAUACUCCAAUCAUUUUUGCAAUUUGCUUGAACUGUAAAUAUAAUG
Uloborus diversus is the source of this 5029-nucleotide messenger RNA. RefSeq names its product cyclin-L1-like. The record is from RefSeq and is a predicted model, not a curated record. Lineage: Eukaryota; Metazoa; Arthropoda; Arachnida; Araneae; Uloboridae. Gene Ontology annotation, biological process: regulation of transcription by RNA polymerase II. Gene Ontology annotation, cellular component: nucleus. Gene Ontology annotation, molecular function: cyclin-dependent protein serine/threonine kinase regulator activity.